AUGGAAUCUGGAAUCUUGGAAUCCUGGAAUCUUGAUUUUAGCUCUCAUCAUAAACCGACGAUAUUAAGGUCUGCUUCUGCUAACUCAACAAGUAUUAAAUUAUCGCAAGCAGAACAAUAUGUUGCAUAAGUAUAAUAAUAAUAUCUUGAUAAUAACAUAUUCUGCGGUUAUAUGAUAAGAUUCCAGGAUUCCAAGAUUCCAGGAUUCCAAGAUUCCAGGAAUCCAAGAUUCCAGGAUUCCAAGACUCCAGAUUCCAGAUUCCAGAUUCCAUGUUUACAGCUUACACCUUGUAUUGGGUAGAGGUUUUUCUGGAUCAGGUUUCGUGUUUGGCAUUUACCUUUUUUGUCCUUUUCAUGAUACAUAGAAACUUAAAAACCUGUAUAGUAACACUGCAUCAAUACGAGAUGAUCCUUACUGGAUCUCUAGGAAGAACAGUUUAUUAAUUUAGAACUGAUAGAGCUAUCCAGUAUAAAUACAGUUAGUUUAGUUUAGGCUCCCUCCUGUAGUAACACUGGAUCAAUAAGAGAUGAUCCUUACUGGACCUCUAGGAAGAACAGUUUAGAACUGAUAGAACUAUCCAGUAUAAAUAAAGUUAGUUUAGUUUAGGUUUCCUCCUGUAGUAACACUGGAUCAAUAACAGAUGAUCCUUACUGGACCUCUAGGGAGAACAGUCUAGAACUGAUAGAGCUCGAGCUAUCCAGUAUAAAUACAGUUAGUUUAGUUUAGGUUCCCUCCUGUAGUAACACUGGAUCAAUAAGAUAUGAUCCUUACUGGAUCUCUGGGAAGAACAAAACAGAACUGAUAGAGCUAGAAUAGAAUAAAAUAGAAUAGAAUAGACUAUAUUUGCUCACAAAAAUAUUUACAAUGGGAAUAUAGUUCAAAUACAAUAAUAUAAGGAGCUAGGGACCUUUUGAAAUCCUGUUAGACUUUUGAUAUAAGGCCCCUAUAUUGUUUUGAAUGAAAUAAAAUACAUAAAUCUAAAUUGGUUCAAUAUAUAUCCAGUAUAAAUACAGUUAGUUUAGUUUAGGUUCCCUCCUGUAGUAACACUGGAUCAAUAAGAGAUGAUCCUUACUGGACCUCUAGGAAGAACAGUUUAGAACUGAUAGAGCUAUCCAGUAUAAAUAAAAUUAUCUUAGAUUAGGUUUCCUCCUGUAGUUACACUGGAUCACUAACAGAUGGUCUUACUGGAUCUCUAGGGAGGGAGAACAGUUUAGAACUGAUAGAGCAUAGCUAGAGCUAUCCAGUAUAAAUAAAGUUUAAACCAACGACGGGAAAUGGAAAUCGACUGGUUGUUGCAAAACACUAGGCUUUCUAAUACACAAAAUAUGAACAAAAAACAUUACCUUGCCGUAUCUGACCACACAUUCAAUGCCUUCAGAAGUAAUUUGGCCAAGUAAAGAUGCGUUUAGGUGUCCAAAAUUAACAUUUUCAACGACCAUAAUUUACACUAUAAGCUCUUUGUUCCAAAGUCAAACCGCCGAAGGAUCAAAGUUCAAAUUGCUGCGUCUUUACCCAGAGUCCUCUUAUUCGGUGCUACGUCAUGUAAUGUACACUAUAGUGGAUCAAUACUAUAUGACAAUGAAAGAGAGACUUGGAGCAAGUCUAGAGUCCUCUAAGCUCUGGCUUAUCCGCUCGCGAGAUAACUAUUAUGGUUUUACUUUUUAUGAAAAUGCUGAGAUCUAUGUGAUUGCGAUUCAUACUACAAUAUGGAGUCUGAAUAACAACAGAGACACCUGAUCAGUUGAAAUUAUUGCAUGUGUGUAUAAAAAAUUAUAUAGAAACUAUAACGAUUAAAAAUCGUAAUAUGCAUGUGCAUGCAUGGUGCAAUUUAAUAAUUUAAUUCAAGAAUAUUGCAAAAACAACUUCCUUAUUUUGAGAAAAAUAAUCUUACAUUGAGGAAAUUAAUCAUUCCAUCAAUCAAGAAACGGUUAAUUAAUGUAUAUAUUUUCAAGAGAAAACGUCUUAUGAGUUAUGUUGAAAAACGAGGUUCGUUUUAAUAUAGCAUGCAUGCAGUUAGAGGAAAUAACUUAUCAUUUUAAGAAAACAGUUAUAUGUGGAAUUAACUAUAUUAUAUACGAAGUAUUUUUCUUCAGACUGAAUAAUUUUCUUAUUUUAAGAAAACCGGGUUAUCUUAAAUCAAGAAAUAUAUUUUUAAGAAAUAAUUUUCUCAUUUUAAGGGAACAGUUAUCUUAAAUCAAGAAGUAAUUUCUCUUGAGAAAUAAUUUUCUCAUUUUAGGAAAACAGUUUUCUUAAAUUAAGAAUAAUUUUUUCUUAAGAAAUGAUUUUCUCAUUUUAAGAAAACAUUUUCUUAAAUUAAGAAAAUAAUUUUUCUUAAGAAAUAAGUUUCUCAUUUUAAGAAAAUAUUUUCUUAAAUGGAGAAAAUAAUUUUUCUUAAGAAAUUGAUUUUUUGCUGUGUGCGGGUGGUACAAUAUAUUUGCGGCUCGCUGAGAGUUUCCGAGGCUUCAGCAUUUGUGUCCAGUAUGGAUUUCCAAGGUCUCUUAUGAUACGAAUUUUAAUAUAACACAUCUAGUAGCUAUGAUUAAUCUAGUUCAUACAUAAACAAUUCUUCAUAAAAAGCAGCUACUUCUCUGCGAGUUUGAGCUUUGUUUCCAUUUGAUCGUAACUGUCGCGAACACUAAGUAAUUUUCAACGAUGCGAAAUAGGGCUGUAUCGUUAUUCUUUGUGUUUUGUGAUGUAAAAGUACUGUAUGCAGAAAUUUCUGAUAUUAGUAAUAUAACUACUGGACGUGGAAAUAAUAAUAUAUCUACUGUAUACAUCAGUUGUCUUGAUAUGUUUGCGACUGUUAUAAUUAUCAAUUUAGUCCCGCUAUACAAAUUCACACCGCCCUCGUUCACAAAAUUUGAAUUCGUAAAUUUUUUGAUUAUUCUAUUUAUAUUACCCAAUCUCCUAAUAGCCAUAAAAGCCGGAUAAAAGGGUGUUUUGCGAAAUUGAAGCAAACCAAAUCUGUUAGUUUUCAUUUAAUACUAAUCUAAUCAUAUACUCUAUUACGUGUACGAAAAAAGCUUGUCCCCAUGCGUAGCGGUACAUGUUGCCAAAUAACGCAUGCGCGCAGGGGCGUAAAACCGGGGGGACAAGGGGGUGGGGCCCCCCCAAGUUUUGGCAGUGCCCUUUUACAAUUUAAAGUGCCGGCAACUGCCUGAUCAAUUUUAUACUAUUGACAUUUUGAAAACUGUAUUGCCACAGAUUUGGAGAAAAAGUUGCGUUUUCAUAAAAAAAGCAUAUCAGGUUCGUCCGAAAAUUUUUACUAUUUAUAGCUAAAUAUGUACUCCGGAAAAUUUUAAAUGUCCGAAUGGUACAAAAUGAAAAGGCCUUGGCGACGGGGGGGCCAAGGUGCCAAAAAUUUUUUGAGAGCCCUUUUUUUUUUAAAGUCCCCUAAAGCCUGCCCCCCCCAACUUGUAUUGCUUCCUACGCCCCUGCAAGCACGUGAUCACGAAAAGAGAAAUAUUGGUUAUACUUAAAAUUCCACCAUAAAUUCGUUAUAUAAAACGUUUUGAUGUUGUCAAUUAAAAUCUUCAGCAAAAAUCGGUUACAGCACAUGCGCAAUCUAUCAUUUUUAACGUACCCACAAUCCUAAACGACGCUAAAUAUAUUCGCAGUAUAAAUUUGGAGACUGCAUCGUGCGUAAUAUUAAAUGAUGCGCAUUUGAGACACGGCCAUAGAAAUCCUUCGAUAUUGCAGUGUUGGAUUUUGUUUUUGUGGAUCAUCGGAUCAUUUGCUUUUUGUAGAGAUUUGGAUCAUUUGCUUUUUGUGGAUCAUUUAGAUUUUUGCUUUUUGUGGAUCAUUUGGAUCAUUUGCUUUUUGUAGAUCAUUUGGAUCAUUUGCUUUUUGUGGAUCAUUUGGAUCAUUUGCUUUUUGUGGAUCAUUUGGAUCUUUGCUUUUUGUGGAUCAUUUGGAUCAAUUGCUUUUUGUGGAUCACUCAGGUAGAUUAAUGCAUGGGUCAAGUUUCAGCCAAGGUCGAAAUAUGGGUCUACCAAGUUGGGCGCGAUUUUUAAAAAGUAAACAAGGUUAGGUUUAACCUGUCAUGGUUUAAUGUUAUAGAUUUUAACCUGGUGAAUUUUUUACCGAUUUUUAUUUUAUUAUUCGCUUUCCCCAAUUGCCAUUUUGGUUUAAUGUUGUACAUAGCAUCUUGUACUAAACGAAUCUAACUUGCUUUGUUGUCUAGAUGGCUAAACAAAGUAAAUAUUUUGCGUGUUAUGUCAAUUUAUUCCGUAACUGUGCGUAUUUAUUUAAAUAUAUUUUGAAUAUUCGUGUUAAUGUAGGUAUAUCAAGUUAUGACUAUCAAGUUUGUGUUGUGCUUUAUCUAUUUAGCAUAAAAUUAUCGUUGCUUAUGUAUUGUAACCUUGUCCGCAAAACGGGCGAAAGUCAUAGACCAGCGGGAGUCCGCAUUGUCGAUUAUAAUUAGUUGCGCAAUAAAAUAUGAAACUACAACUUUAUAAUAUGAAAUACAACAUGAAAUUGUUGCAUUUAUAUUGACUUGCGUCUUGCGCAACUAAUUAUAAUCGACAAUGCGGACUCCCGCUGGUCGUAAAUAAUACGGCUUAAUGGCGAUAGCUUUCUUUCUAUAUUUGAUACAAACUAUGACUUUCGCCCGUUUUGCGGACAAGGUUAAAAUACAUAAGCAACGACAAUUUUAUGCUAAAUAGAUAAAGCACAACACAAACUUGAUAGUCAUAACUUGAUAUACCUACAUUAACACGAAUAUUCAAAAUAUAAAUACGCACAGUUACGGAAUAAAUUGACAUAAAACGCAAAAUAUUUACUUUGUUUAGCCAUCUAGACAACAAAGCAAGUUAGAUUCGUUUAGUACAAGAUGCUAUGUACAACAUUAAACCAAAAUGGCAAUUGGGGAAAGCGAAUUUAUGAGUCCGCACAAUGGGUUUCCAUUUAAAAUGUGUUUAUUGACGUUUUAGGCUAUAUAACUGCUCAUGUGAUUGUGAAGAACGAAUAAUAGAAUUAAAAUCGGUAAAAAAUUCACCAGGUCAAAAUCUAUAACAUUAAACCAUGACAGGUCAAACUUAACCUUGUUUUCUUUUUAAAAAUCGAGCCCAACUUGGUAUACCCAUAUUUCGACCUUGGCUGAAACUUGACCCAUGCAUUAAUCUACCUGAGCAUUUGGAUCAUUUGCAAUUCAAUUCGCCAGGCGCCAGAACAAAAAUCAAACUUGCGCGUACGGCGCAACCAGCAUUAUAUAAACAAUCAGUCAUCUGUAGGUACUAUUGCGGUGCAGGGGACGUUUAAGCGAUAAAUAGUACUGUAUUAUUUAAAAUAAAGCUUUUGAUAUAAACGUUUAGUUGCUUUCUUGCGAUAUACGAAAUCCAUGCGGCUGGUGGUCCGUUAUUUAGAAAUAGACCUAAGUACAUGUGUUCGAAGCUUUCAACACGACACUGAGACUGAAAGACCUGAAAAUAUAGCUAAACUACAAAUUUAACGAACAGAAAAUAUUUGCGUAGCAGCGUUAGACUAGGAAGCUAUUUUGGUUGGUUUAAAACAAACGAGCGUAGUCAGCGUCUAUGAGGAUGAUUGUGUGACAUAUUUGCAGCCUUGCAGUGUUUCCGUGUGUGAGCGACAGUGUCGAAGCUAAAUUAAAAGAUAAUUAGAAGCUAAAUUAAACGAUAUGUAUAUGAUUACAAUGCGCGCAUUAUGUAUUACGGCUGAAAAGUGUAGAGGUAUCAUAUUCUGUCAAAAUAACAGCGGCUAGCGCGCUCGGUUGGCAAAUAGCCCGACAUCGCACAAAUCAUUUCGGUUUUCAAUCGCAAAAUCCCAAAUCGUAGCAAUUUAUGGAAUAUUUCCGAACGCCACAUAAACAUGAAAUGUUUGUCUAUCUUUAAGGGCCACGAACAUAUACUAGGAGAUAAAAUAGAAAAAUUUGAGGCUCGAGCGUUAGCCACCGACAGCGUAGAAUUUAUAGCUCAAUCAAUAUGUUUGUAUCAGACAUAUGCAAUCGACAUAGUUACAUUCGCGACGUUCAUGAUAGGGACUAUCACACUUCCAAAGCUAAUAAACCUAUAUCCUAUAACUUAAGACAUUUUAUCAUCAAACAAUACAUCUAUAGACUUAUUAGACUAUACGAAACGGAAACAUUUCAGUACUUGUUAUACUAUAUAGAUAACAGCAAGAUAAAAAAACAGCAUGUAUUUUACUUUAUUACUGCAUGGAGAUUUGUUUUUUUAAAUUUUCCUGUAUUUAUCUAGCGCAUAAAUGGAAAAAAGUACGAAAAAAAUAUUAAAAAUAAAAAUAAUAUUUUCGUGAAAAAAAUGCGUUUUCGGCACAUUUUAUGACCCACGACUUUACCAAAGACUUUACCCACGACUUUACUCACGACACACGACUUUUAACCCACGACACACGCCACACGACAUAUAGGGACACUCCUUCGAUUAUAUAGGAUCACUAUUCAAACUAGAAUAACUAUAGAUGUAUAAAUCUUCAAACUAGAAUAACUAUAGAUGAUGUUGAAAUUAUGUUAGCCUAAUACACUUACAUUCCUUGACGCAGUUCUUGCUACAUAACACACCAAAAUCCACCCGAAAUGUUGACCACAUGCAACAGGGAUAGAUACAACCAUUAUAUACAAUCGGAAAAGAUUUUAUUGAAUAAUUGAAUUAAUAUCUAAAGUAUUUAAGCGAGCCUUUUGUGAAACAGAACAUUAUGUAUACACAGUGUAUGGCGCAAACACGUGGAAGUUGGAUAUGAUUUGACCAUAAUAUACCUUUAAAUAAUUCAAUAACCCAUAAUUUCAACAUCUAUAGUUAUUCUAAUUUGAAUAGUGAUCCUAUAUAAUCGAAGAGAUCUUUUGAAACACCGGAUUUAUGAAAUAGUACAACAGGAAUUUGAAUCUGUUUUCUGACUUCGUUAAUGAUUCGUGGAUCAUGGGAAACGCACAAAUACACAGACGCACAAAUACACAGACGGAUCACACAAAUACACAGACGGAUCACACAAAUACACAGACGAAACCAGGAGAACACGCUCGUGAAUACAAAAUAAGUUCUCUGGAUUGUUCCUAUCGUUGCUACCAUCUUUCCAUUUCCAGUGCCUUAGUGCAGAGUGACAAUUGGGGCAUGUUAUUUGACCAAAGUUGUUUGUAUGAAACAGUGGGUUCCACAAGAUGACUGAAGGAAUAACGUUGUUUAUCCAGUUAUGUUUGAAAAAAGGGCUACCUUCUGGGCAAAUAAGAACUUGCGUUUCGUCUGGCUUUUUCUCGCAAUUCUCAAUGCAUAACUUGAUAAAAUUUAACCCACGACUUUACUAUGGGACCAGCACACGGCGAAUUUGACAAAUAGCACGUUAAAAUACUGAUAAAAACUCCCACAAACAACAAGUCACUUUUGUUGCCAUAUUCGAAUGACAUCUAAAGCAUGACUUAGUCGCGAGUGUAUCACAUGCAGGUGUGAUUAAGAAUCCAAUACAUAACUAUUGUGUUUCGACACUGUCGCUCACACACGGAAACACUGCGGCAAGGCUGCACAUAUGUCAUCCUCAUAGACGCUGACUACGCUCGUUUGUUUGAAACCAACGAAAAUAGCUUGCUAGCCUAACAAUAUUUUCAAGUCUUUCAGUCUCAGUGUCGUGUUGAAAGCUUCGAACACAUGUAAUUAGAUCUAUUUCUAAACAAAUUAACGGACCACCAGCCUGGAUUUCGUAUAUCGCAAGAAAGCAACUAAACGUUUAUAUCAAAAGUUUUAUUUUAAAUAAUACAGUACUAUUUAUCGCUUAAACGUCCCCUGCACCGCAAUAGUACCUACAGAUGACUGAUUGUUUAUAUAAUGCUGGUUGCGCCGUACGCGCAAGUUUGAUUUUUGUUCUGGCGCCUGGCGGAUUGAAUUGCAAAUGAUCCAAAUGAUCCACAAAAAGCAAAUGAUCCAAAUGAUCCACAAAAAGCAAAUGAUCCAAAUGAUCCACAAAAAGCAAAUGAUCCAAAUGAUCCACAAAAAGCAAAUGAUCCAAAUGAUCCACAAAAAGCAAAUGAUCCAAAUGAUCCACAAAAAGCAAAUGAUCCAAAUGAUCUACAAAAAGCAAAUGAUCCAAAUGAUCUACAAAAAGCAAAUGAUCCAAAUGAUCUACAAAAAGCAAAUGAUCCAAAUGAUCCACAAAAAGCAAAUGAUCCAAAUGAUCCACAAAAAGCAAAUGAUCCAAAUGAUCCACAAAAAGCAAAUGAUCCAAAUGAUCCACAAAAAGCAAAUGAACCAAAUGAUCCACAAAAAGCAAAUGAUCCAAAUAAUCUACAAAAUCAAAUGAUCCAAAUGAUCUACAAAAAGCAAAUGAUCCAAAUGAUCCACAAAAGCAAAUGA
Molecule: messenger RNA, 8312 nt
Organism: Paramuricea clavata
Lineage: Eukaryota; Metazoa; Cnidaria; Anthozoa; Malacalcyonacea; Plexauridae
Source: the annotation of a GenBank genome assembly